UUAAUUUUAAAUUUUUUUUAUUUUUUAUUUAAAUAAUGAUUUAUUAUGUAUAUAAAUAACAAUGACAUAAGAGUAUUUUGCCACUUAAUGAAGAAUGUAUUUUUGAAAAUGUCUAUUUAGUGGUGAUAAAAAUGAAAAGUGGUACCAUGAAAAUGGUAAACAUGUAAUUUUUUUUUAUUAGAGUUUUGGAUUAGAGCAUUAAAUUAAUAUAUCAAUACUAAUAAUUGUUUGCAAUUAGUUAUUAAAAACGUCAAUAGAAACGUCUCCAUUAUAAUCUCCAGAGUGGUUGGCCCGUCCUAUGGUGAAAACUUUGUAUCAAAUUUUUUUUAAUGGUUUUAUAUAAAUUUAUGAAGCAAUUUAAAAUUGUUAUAGAAAAUGGUAUUACAUACAAACAAAUAAUGAAUAUAAUUCCGAGAUUAUAUUGUUAUUUUUAAUAAAUAUGUUUGGUUUGAAUUAAAAUUCAAAGAUUUUAAUAGGUAAAAGUGAAGAUACGUCCUUUGUGAGAGAGUUUUUGAUUGGAGAAUUUGUCUUUGAUUCUGGACUUUUGUGAUUCACAUGUGUGUUUUCCAACUGAUUUGUAUACAGAGCACUUAUGAUGUUUGUCAACAUUAUGUAAAAUGAGUUAUUUAUUCAUCUAUAUUUCUCUAAGUAAUAAUUUAGAUUUUUUAAUAUUAUUUAAGCAUAAGAACUUAUUUCUAAAUCAGUCUAGACUGUUUUCAAAAAAAAAAAAUCAGUCUAGUCUAAUAAUGUAUUGUAUUCAAUAUAUACAGUAGUAGUAUUCUUUAAGGUGGAGGCUGAGUGGAUUCUUGAGACAUAGCAAAGGGUUACGGGAUGUGGGUUGAGUGAUUUUCUAGGUCUUUAGUGACACUUAGGAGUUGGACCAGCCCGUGACAAAACUGUGGGCUGAGUGAGUUUAUAGGUUUUUAGUGAUACUCAGGAGUUGGACCAGCCCGUGACAAAACUCUGUUCCCAUUUAUUUGGUGAGGCCCAAUCCGAUAGUGACAUGGCUGAAUGAUUGGUGAGGAUUUUUUUUGCCUAUGUGGCAGUGUUUAGGGAGCUUUAAUUUAGCCCCUUUUAUAUAGUAGGAUAAUAAUUAAUAAAAGUGAAUCGGGACCGUUUAAAGGAUUCAUUAUAAAGAAAAAAACGCUCUCUCUCUGCUUGAAGACAACCCUAACUUCGGUGGUUCUCUUCUGUUUCAAGGCGUGCUCGGUGCCCUGAAGCCGUCGUGUGUCAGGUUUUUGUUCUCCGGUCUCAGUGCGUGUAGGUGAGAGGUCUUCAGGUGUUGGUUGCGUCUAUGCAUCUGACGUUUCUAGGCUUUAAGUCUGCUCUCCCUUUCGUUUACUCAUUCCUCGUCCUCUCUGUUCUUCUCGACUCAAAGAGGCAGUAGCUCCUCUGUUUUGGGUCUCGUUACCUGCUCUCCGCCGCUGCUGGUUUAUGUUCUCUCGGCGACAGGUUAUGCUUUCCGUUGACAGCUCGUGGUCAAGUUGCUCCAUCCCAGUGUCGUCUUAGUUUCCGCUUGGUUCUUGGCGCCAGGAGCAAUUUGCUUUCUUCUUUGCAGGUAACUAUUGGUUCCGUUUGGUUGCUAUCACUUUGCCCACUUUUUGCUGCGGGAACUGGAGACGGGAACUCUCUCCUUCACUGAUGGUGGGAGCCUAUCCAGGAAUGAACUCCACCCUUCAUUUGUGGUCUGCGUAUUGGGGGGUUUCAAGGUUUAAGUGUUUGGAGUUGGGCUCGGUUGAUCGCCUUUAACGACUUCGCUGGAAUGGCCUUGGUCUUGGCCUGUGCUCUUCUCUUGCCACCAAUUCAGUAUGUGCUCUUCUCAUGCCGCUGUGAGUCUGUGACAGCCAAGGCCGGGGAAAGCUUUGUUUGUAAGGGUUAUCAGUUGUUGUCGGCUCCUCUCUCUAUCGUUGGUGACUGGUCUUCAUGGGAUUGUUUUCUUGUUGUCUACCAUUACCAGUGAUAGAAAACACUAAGAGCUUGGGUUUAGUAAUUCUUUCGGGUGGGAAUUGUUGUUUCAAUUUGAGUUUUUGUGCUCUAGUUUCUUGUAUUUUCUUUUGUUUUCUUGCUUGUAUGUUGUAUUUCAAUUCAAUUUACGAAAACCCUUUUUUAAAAAAAAAAGAAGAAUCGGGACCGUUUAGUUUAUAAGGCCAUGAUUAUUGGGGUUUGUUAAUGGGGUUUCUUUACCAAAACUAGUGUGUGGACCCCCACCAAAUUUAUAAAAUCGGUAACAGAAAGUAUGAGAUAAGGAUCUGCUUUGGUGGGAUUUCUGCAUUGUUUGCGGGCCCCACCGACACGUGGCGGUCCGCGAUUGGUGCAAUUUUAAUUUUUUUUUUAAUAAUCAGAAGCAAAAGCAAAAAAAAUUAAAGAAAUCCUUAAGGGUUAUAGGGUUAAUGAUGCUCUAAGAGCAUCUGCUUUGGAGUAUCAAGAGUGGGGGUUCACACAAUUCCCCAAAAAAAAUAAUAAUAUAAAAAGCCCUUUAUUAUGAAUCUGUAUCACAAAAACUCCCCACUAUGAACCCGUAUCAACACUGUUCCACGGGCUCUACGCCACAUGACGGCCCGCAAAUGGUUCGGCUACUAACUUUUUUUUUAAAGUCAAACGAAAAAAAAUUAAAAUAAUCAAAAGUGCAUAUUGGGAAUCGAGACUGGUGGAGUUUGCUGAUGGGGGUGCUCUAAGAAAGAAAAAGGUUGAAAUAGUCAUUUGAUAAAUUUACCCUUUUCUAUCGAAAUAAAAAGUAAUUAGAUAAAGAGAAAUGAGAAAUUCCUUAAAAUAACCAUUUUCACUUUAUGAGGUGAUGUUUUGGUGAUAUGGUUUCAAAUUUUAAAAAAUAAAAAAUAAAUAUUAAAAAUAUUAAAAGAAAAUAUGAUAUUUUGGUCAUUUUUUUUCUUGAGUGAUAUUUUUGUGAUAAAAACUUUAAAAAAAGUUAUUUAGGACAAUUGCCCUAAAGAGAUUGAUAUAAUACAUAUCCGACUUACUGACCAAAAAGUCAAGCGAAUACAUUUAGAACAUCUUUAUCGCUCACUUUUGAGCGUCUCUUAGAGAGUAGGGCCCACAGUUCAGAAGAAAACAGUAUGUUAUGUGUGCAAAAUAAGAAACGUGUGUUGUGUGUUUUUUGCACUGUUCGCGGACCUCACCGACACGUGGCGGCCCGUGAUUGAUAUACUUUUUAAUUUUUUUUUAAAUCAGAAAAAAUAAAAAAUAAAUAAGAAACCCUUAAUGGGGUUUAGGGAUAAAGAUGCUAUUAUGUAUGAAAACAAAAUUCUAAACGUUUUCUAUUUAAUAUAGGAAAACAAAAUUCUAAACGUGUUUAGGAUUUCUAUUUAAUAUAGGAGAUAUUAGCAGGCUAUAUAUACAUGUAUAUGCCAUAAACACAUGAUUUCAUCCGUAUUCAAUUGAGAAAAACAUAAGGGGUUAUUCAAAAGAAUAAUAUCUAGCUAAUUGCAUACUCUAAUACAUUAAUAUGGAACUACCAAAGGAGUCAAUCCUGUCUGCUCCGCCGCAACCAUCUCGGACGUCGUUUUCAUCACUACCAGAGGACAUCGUUUUGAGUAUAUUGGCUCGCAUAUCGACAUCGCAUUACCCUAAACUCUCUUCUGUCAGCAAGAGCUUCCACGACCUCAAGCAUGCGCGAUCCCGCCAUGAAACAAGAGAAAAUCGUGUUUUUGUCUGCCUACAAUCGCACAUCCAUCCGUGUAACCACAGAUGGUUCAGUCUGUGGAUAAAACCUGAUGAUCAUCAAACCCUAACGCAUCCGUGUAACGAUAGAUGGGUCGGUUUCUGGAUAGACCCUGACCAGCAUCAAACCCUAGCAUGUUGCGUGAGCGAAGACAAAACUACCAGAAAUUUGCUGGUACCAGUUCCGUCUUCUUAUUCUACCUACUUACCAAAGCUCUAUGAAAUGGCUGGUUCAGAUAUAUAUGCAAUAGGUGGCGGACUAAAUCCAUCGUCCUCUACCACAGUGCGGGUCUGUAAGGAGAUAGGUAAAUGGCGUGAAUCCCCUAGCAUGAUGGUUGCUCGUAAGAAUGCCUUUACAUGCUCCGUCAAUGGGAAAAUAUAUGUAAUUGGAGGAUGUGAAUCAGGUGAAUCUGAGUGUUGGGCUGAGGUUUUCGACCCAAAGACUCAAACAUGGGAACCUUUACCGGAUCCUGGCACUAGGCUCCGGUUCUCUUCCAUUAAAAAUCUCGACCUCCACUCAGAUAGAAUUUACUUGAGGACCAAUGAAAAGAACUUUGCUUACCUUAUAGAAGAAAAUAGGUGGGAAGUUGUUGAUGAAAACAUUGGGGAGAGUGAAUGUAAGGUAGAGAAUACUUGGUACAGUUAUGCUGAUGAUGGCUUACACUGGUGGCAUGACACAAAGUAUUGUCAAGAAUGGAGAUUGGUCAAAGGUUUGACGGAGCUUGAUGUGCAUUUUAGAAGAGGAUAUGGAAUGGAAAUAGUUAGUUAUGGUAGAAAACUCGUUAUCUUUUGGGUUGGUUUGACAGAAAUGUUAGAUGAUUUUCCUCUUAGCCUACCACCAUCUGAAGUUUCUGAAAUUUGGUGUGCUGUGGUUUUGCUUGAAAGACGUCAUGAUGAUGAAAUUUGGGGUCAGAUUGAAUGGGUUGAUCUUGUGCUUAGAGUCCCUUGGUCACAAACACUUUUGCGCUGUGUGGAGCUAAUUCAAUGAUCGACAAUAUGCUUUUGCUUAGGGGCUCUUAUUAAUUAAAAGAUAUGCUGGUUUUUUUUUUGUUUUUGUUCUCUUUUUAACUUAGAUUUGUUUUACAACAGUUCAUGUACUGUUUUUUCUUUUUUUUUUUCUUUUUGUGGUCAGGAUCUCUUUUACAACAGUUCAUGUACAUACAUAUAUUGAACUUAAAAUAUACCAAUGGAAUGUAUAAAUGUUAUUCGGACAAGUCAUAAAUACAUGAACCAUAUCAAAUAGUUUCUCAGAAAAAGAAAAAAAAAGACAGAACCAUAUCAAAUAAGUUUGGUACGAGCAGGAAAAUUCGGAUACCGGCAAGAACACAGGUUUGGGUCCGGCCGGUUCUAUUGGACAAACUAUUAAAAUUAAUUCAAUUAUUAAUUUACUCGUGAUUUGAGAAAACAAGAAUCUCAUCUAUACUAUUAUUUGCGAAAUAAAUUUUGACAACGAAGCUUUUACAUUAAAAGUUAGCAAGGUUAAUAACGUUUAUACCCCUAAUGAAUAAAUUAAAUAAAUUAGAUAAAAUAAAAAACGAAUUUAGUGUUUAUUUGAUUAGAUAAGUGCUUACGAUUAAUAAAAAUAAAAAUUAUCUAUAAUUUAAAAAUAUAUUUAAAAUAAGAAGAUAAUUCCUAUAUAUAUUGUGUUGUUAUCCUUUUUUGGAACAAUAUUGUGCUGUUAUGCAAACAUAUAUAUUUUAAUAAAAUAGUUAAAAGUUUAAAAACAAAAAAUACAUAACUAAAAAUUAAGUAAAAUUAUUAAAUCUAUAUAAUUGAAAGAGAAUAUCAAGUGAUUUCUAGGAUUUAUAUAUUAUUUAUUAAUAAUGAAUAUAGUGCCCAAAGAAAUUUUAAAAAUUUCUAAUACAUAAGAAUUUUCAUUGAAAACAUAAAUAAUAAUUUAAAAUUAUUUUUCAAUUAGUAAUACAUGUAUUAAUAAUAAGUAGUUAUAAAAAAUUUAUGCCCGCACGUGCGGACGAAACACCUAGUUCUUAAUUAAAACGACAGUAAUUAACUUAGUCAAACUUUCUAAAAACUCUAUAUGGACCAAAUAGUUAUUAGUUAGAGUUUUAAAAGUACAUAUAUUUUGAAUGGAUUUUUUUUUUUUUGCUUUUCAAAAAAAAAUUGUCUUUUGUCCACCAACUUAUUAUAUAAUCGAUUUGAGAAUUAUCAAGAGGGUUAAAUAGUUAAGGUCUUAAAAGUUCCGGGUCAAAUCCAUACCGUUUUGAAGACCUAAUGCUAAAUCGUGGGGAUUCAGAUGACGGAUAAAGCCUUUUGUAGUUAGAAACCAGAUUGACAAAGCUUCCUAUGUAAUUCAGGAUUUUGAUAGUGUGGAAGAGAAGGUAAAGAUGAUGAUGAUGACAAAGCCAAGGCAUACUGUGAACUCUCAGUCUCCAUCAUAAAUGUAGACUAUGUAGUCAGACUAAUUAGGGUUCUUGUACUCUCUAAAUUUUCAUUCUAGGCUGAGACUUGCAAAGGAUAGGAUAAGCAGAAACCUUGUCUCCCACGGAAAAGGAAAUACAAACCUGGUUGAUGUUGCUUCAACGUUGGGCCUUAAUGGGCCUUAUCAUAAGUAUUAAUGUAUGAUUAUAUGAUUUGGUUCUUCAAGGUCACCCAAAAGAUAAGUGGAUUUUAUAUGAGCUCCAAUAUUCCAAAAUUAUUUAUUUCCCCCUUCAAUAUUCUAAAUUCAUUUUCAAUUUAUCCAGAUUUUCAACAAUCGAAUUACAUUACAGUAGAAACUCCAUAAAUUAAUAAUCGAUAAACUAAUAAAUAUAAUAUAAUAAUAAAUUUCAGCGGUCCAAGUUAGACCAAUGUAAAAUUUGACAAAAUAAUAAGAUAAUUUUUGUUUUAAAAGAAACUUAGAUAAAUAUAUGAUUCCAAUAUAAACAUAAAUUUAUUAUUAUUAUAUAUAAAUUUUAUGUAAAUAU
Messenger RNA from Brassica rapa (field mustard), 6599 nucleotides. Its product is annotated as F-box/kelch-repeat protein At4g19330. The record is from RefSeq and is a predicted model, not a curated record. Gene Ontology annotation, molecular function: protein binding. Lineage: Eukaryota; Viridiplantae; Streptophyta; Magnoliopsida; Brassicales; Brassicaceae.